Molecule: messenger RNA, 1704 nt
Organism: Klebsormidium nitens
Lineage: Eukaryota; Viridiplantae; Streptophyta; Klebsormidiophyceae; Klebsormidiales; Klebsormidiaceae
Source: the annotation of a GenBank genome assembly
CCAGAAUCUGGGGAUCAUCUUCGCCUCCCAAGUUUCAAAAGCCUAGGAUACACCGAGUCGGAAGUCUGAAGAUUGAACAGGAUCCUGCGCUUUGAAACCCCAUUGAAAUCCAGCUUCAAAGAGGCUUCAAAGCCCAUAGGUAGGUAGCACGUCUGGCGCACAGCUAGAAUCUGCUGUUGCCUAUAAGACGACCUACCUACUUUGUCAUUGAAGCCUUAGGUUAAACCUCGCAUCCCUCCGGUUUGCCUUGCGAAGGACAAGGAAACGCUGAACAGAAGCAUUCUCUUUCUUUCAGCACUAGACAGCAGUUUCAAAGGAAGCAGAGCUUGCUGCGCACCCUCAGCUGAUCACCGGUCUCCCUUUUGUCAACGCGUUGCCAGCAGCUGUUCUUGACUAGCGCUCCAGAGUAAAGACAGAGCUCAGGCCAGCCUGCUGUGAGGACUCACGCAGUGAUGAGCAGCAAUGCUGGCAAGCAGAAGGGGCAGUCGAAGCCCAGGCCCAUAGAAGGCCAGCGAGGGCAGACAGACAGGGACAGCGUCGAAAGAUGCUCGGGAAAAGGUCACGACAGCUCGCGGCGCAAGUCUUCAAACAACCAGCGCGCCCCUGAGAACAGCCCCAGGACGAGGGGCUCCCCCCACUCUGCGCCCAACCAGAACAAGACCCCCCCGGAAAGAGGCCGCUCCAAAGGCUCCAGCAGUGCGGGCCCUAGUUCUCGGUCAGGUAGCCUGGGGCGGUCUCCACAGGAUGGGGGGGGUGUCGGCCCAGGGCCAGCCGCCCUCGGAAAGUCUCCCCCUACACGAGGAACGCCGGGGCGGCGGCGGGGCGCACCAAAGGGGCACCGGCUGACGGCUGAUGAUUGGGAGGAUGCUGAUGAAGAGAUUAGGGACUACUUUGCAGGGCACGGGCACCAGUCUCGCGGCUCCUCUCGGCGCGGCCGCUGGGAACAACGCCAAGAGGAGCUGGAGCUCGAAAUGGCGCUCGCGCUCUCCCUAUCCGUCAACCACGCCCCUGAGGGGGGAGAGCCGCGGGCGCCUGGAACAGCCCGGACUCAUGAGCUCACUUACGAGCGCCUGACAACCCUGGAGGACGUCAAGGUGACGGCGACCGCGGGCGCUGUGGCGGCACUCCCCUCCACUGUAUUCGGCGGCUCUGCACAUUCGUCCCCAAUGAAGGCAACCACGACGAGCGCUGGCCACGAGAUGUGUACCAUUUGCCAACAUGAGUACGGGGUUGGCGACGACCUAGUCGUGCUUCCGUGCGGGCACCGUUUCCAUCCGCAGUGCGGAUCAGAGUGGCUGCUCAACUACUCGCGGCGGUGUCCCGUCUGCAAAACUGACAUAUCCGACGAGUUUGCUUAAGCAUAUACGGGUCUAAUGUACAUAGGUUGGCUGAUGUUUCAAGUCAAGUCAAACAAACAGGUAGCGAUCUGCAGGUCGAUUCUUUUUGACGAGGUAAUGUUCUCAUGUAUUGUUUCCAUAACGCGAUUCAAGUGCUUCAUAGUAUUCGGAACGGCUGAAAAUUGGGAGCUGCUUCUGCUUUUGUGUUGUGCUUCCUGAGAGCUGGUGAUAUCGUCAACUCUGCUUCUAGUCAAACCAGUGCUGCUUUGGGAGACUUUGCGUCAUGGCCGUUGAAAGUGUCGAAACGAGAAUGAAAGGCGACUGCUCCCGGAGUCAUUAACACGACCUUACUCGAAUUCACCAGUCU